This is a messenger RNA of Lagopus muta (rock ptarmigan), 2871 nucleotides long. RefSeq names its product Ras related GTP binding D (gene RRAGD). Bases 13 to 1716 code for a protein of 567 amino acids. The transcript has 7 exons. Gene Ontology annotation, biological process: regulation of autophagy; cellular response to amino acid stimulus; positive regulation of TOR signaling. Gene Ontology annotation, cellular component: nucleus; Gtr1-Gtr2 GTPase complex; lysosome. The record is from RefSeq and is a predicted model, not a curated record. Lineage: Eukaryota; Metazoa; Chordata; Aves; Galliformes; Phasianidae. Gene Ontology annotation, molecular function: GTPase activity; GTP binding.
GGGCUGCACGGAAUGAUGGCCAGAGGGUCAGCGCUUGAAGCAAUUCGAGAAAGCAAAAGCAGUGCCGGGAGCCCUGGCAAAGAGCUUUCAAACCCUAUAGAAAGCCUAACUGCAAUAAAAAAUGAUCAUUUUUGUCUGCGGCUGCCUGACGCCCCACAGCCACCGCGGCCCCGCGCAGCCAGCGGCCCUCCCUUGCCAGAAGCCGCGCCGUCCCCACGGACGGCUCCAGGACCCCGCGCUGCGGCAGCCCUCAGACCGCCGCCUCCGGCCUCGCGGCGCCGAGCCCGGACUCAGCUCGGGGCCGGUAUCGGCAGCGGCGGGGCCCGGCCUGCGCGUCAGGUGACGCGGGUCGCGGCGCCGCGCUCUCCGCCCAGCGGCGAGCGGGGGAAGGGAGCGGCGGCGGCGGCAGCGCGGGGCCGUGUGGCGGCGGCGCGGCACCUGGGCUCCCCCCGAGGCCGCCGGCAGGCAGAGGGGCUCUCGCAGCCUCUCGCAGCCCCGGCGGGGAGCGCGGCCGGCAUGAGCCAGGUGCCGAGGAAGUUGCCCCAGGAGGAGGGGGACGAGGAGGAGGAAGAGGAGGAGGAGAUCGUGGGCUUGGCGGGCUACGCCGACGGGGCCGAGUCCUUCUCGGACGGGGACGCGGAGAGCGGCGGCGAUGAGGCGUUUUUGGAUUUCAAUGAUCCCUUCAGUACUGAAGUUAAGCCACGAAUCCUGCUCAUGGGUUUGAGAAGAAGUGGGAAGUCUUCCAUUCAGAAAGUUGUCUUUCACAAAAUGUCACCAAAUGAGACCCUCUUCUUGGAAAGCACAAACAAAAUCUGCAGAGAGGAUGUAUCCAACAGCUCCUUUGUCAACUUUCAGAUAUGGGAUUUUCCUGGGCAGAUUGACUUCUUUGACCCCACAUUUGACUAUGAGAUGAUUUUCAGAGGCACUGGAGCACUAAUAUUUGUUAUUGACUCUCAGGAUGAUUAUAUGGAAGCAUUAGCUCGGCUGCAUCUUACUGUGACCAGAGCAUAUAAAGUGAAUCCAGACAUCAACUUUGAAAUCUUUAUCCAUAAAGUGGAUGGCUUAUCUGAUGAUCACAAGAUUGAAACACAAAGAGAUAUUCACCAGAGGGCAAAUGAUGACCUUGCAGAUGCUGGAUUGGAGAAAAUUCAUCUCAGCUUUUAUCUGACAAGCAUAUAUGAUCAUUCUAUAUUUGAAGCAUUUAGCAAAGUGGUACAGAAACUGAUUCCACAGCUCCCAACACUGGAAAAUCUGCUUAACAUCUUUAUUUCAAAUUCUGGGAUUGAGAAAGCAUUUUUAUUUGAUGUAGUGAGUAAGAUCUAUAUUGCAACGGACAGCACUCCAGUGGAUAUGCAAACUUAUGAGCUCUGCUGUGAUAUGAUAGAUGUUGUGAUUGACAUUUCUUGUAUAUAUGGGCUUAAAGAUGAUGGCACUGGAACUCCGUAUGACAAAGAAUCAAUGGCAAUCAUAAAACUGAACAAUACAACUGUCCUUUAUUUAAAAGAAGUAACAAAAUUCCUUGCUCUUGUUUGCUUUGUGAGAGAAGAAAGCUUUGAGAGAAAAGGAUUAAUAGACUACAAUUUCCAUUGUUUUCGAAAAGCCAUACAAGAAGUAUUUGAAGUAAGAAUGAAAGUAGUAAGAUCUCGAAAACAUCAAAGUCAUGUGCAAAAAAAUAAGAGACCCACUCCUAAUGGGACACCAAGAAUGCCACUGUAACUGAGGUUUUCUGGCACUGUGGCGAGCUAAGAUUUCAUGAAGUUGAUGUGACUUCUGCAUCUCAUUGCACUGAGUGAAGAGGAAAACCAAUGGGACUGAUGUAUUACAUGAAUUUUCCCUGAACGUUCAGAAAGCACUGUUUAAAUAUUUUUAUCCAAUCAGUUUUUUUAAUAUAGUGAGCACUUUGAGCAAAAUGUUGUAUAUAUAAGCAUUGAGGUGAACACUUGUAAGAAGUUUCUUAAUAUAUGCUGUAAACCUUUUUCAUGCCAUAUUAAGAAAAAACAGCUGUGACAGAAAUACUGGGUACAUAAUUUGCACUUUUUCAUGUUUUCCUUGUGGAGUUGGACUUUGAUAAACUUAGUUUUUAUGGUGAUUUUGAUGCAUGGCGUCAGGUAAAAUGUAUGCUGUAUUUUAUUUACCUGCUACAAUCAAAUUGGCUAGUAAACAAUUAAGAAAACUUGGUACGAUGCCUUUUAAAAUUUGUUACAGCUAAUACCUAACAUUCAUACCGAUCUGAUUUCAUAUAUUUUUCAAUUUGUAACCUGAAAAGUAAUUUUGAAGUAUUACAGCAAUAAGUACCUUACCAGCAAUCAUAACUGGUAGGUAAACAUUCAUAACUGGUAGGUAAAUAUUAGCUUUUAUAAAACAGGCUUUUGGCCAAAUUUCAUCUGGAGUUCUUCAUAACACUGGUAAUGCCCUCUGGGUCUACUUUUAUCAUUUACCUCAGCGUAUACCACUAAAAUACCUUUCUAUAAAGACAGUUGUUUUGUAAAAUGGCUCUAUGUUGCACUGGUAUUUUUACAAGGUUUUGGAGGAGGGUGGUUUAUCCAAAAGAUUGAAUUUAUGCUGCUAAAUUUGUUUUGAUGGCCUGCACAGUUGUGGUUGUUGCGGUGAAGAAUCUGUGCAUUUCUACCCUGCCAUUCAGAUGUACUGAUGGAAGUCCUAAAGAUGCAAGCACAUCAGAAGUUUUCUGAUUCCUUCUACUUGUGGGUACAUCUGCAAUUGAAAUGAGUACUGGAGAAAUCAACCUGUUACAGUAAUCAGACUAUCUUGCUACUUUUAAUAUAUAGAAAUGAGCAGAUUUGUCAAAGGAUCCACCAGGACAUCCAAGUACUAUCAGACUUUAAAAAUAAGUAAAACUUUCUGAAUUCUGUA